Molecule: messenger RNA, 593 nt
Organism: Glossina fuscipes
Lineage: Eukaryota; Metazoa; Arthropoda; Insecta; Diptera; Glossinidae
Product: ninjurin-1
Exons: 2
Coding region: 1-531 (176 amino acids)
Biological process (GO): tissue regeneration; cell adhesion
Cellular component (GO): membrane
Source: RefSeq, a predicted model, not a curated record
AUGGCAACAACGUCAACAGCAUCGACCACCAUUAGCAGCACUGAACAAUCGUUUAAUAGCGCCAGUGGUGGAAGUGAUAUUUUAAAAGAAAAUCAAUCGGAAAACAAUGUAACUGAAAUUGACGCAUUGCCGCAAUCUUCGGACUUGUUAGACUCAAAAAGGGAGCAACAUCAUGCCAUGCGUUUAGAAGAUGGCAAUCGAACGAAUAUGCAAAUAUAUGCGGCUAAUAAAAACGCGGCUGAAGGACUUAUGGACAUCGCCUUACUAUCGGCGAAUGCGAAUCAAUUAAGAUUUUUGCUAACUUAUAAUCACCAAGCAUCAACAUUUUAUAUAAGUCUUACGCUGGUGGCGAUAUCGUUAAUUUUGCAAGUCCUAGUUGGUAUAGCGUUAAUAUUUAAGCGUCGCUUUCGACGUUGUCACAAUAAACGUUUUAACGAAUUUCUAAUUGGCGGUGUAUUCAUUAUUUCGGUGGUGAAUAUUCUGUUGGCUGCAUUUACAACUACCACUACAUCAACGGCUGACGCGAAAUAAUUGAAUGCAAAUUUUUUAUCAAGCUUCAUUUUUGUAUGUAUAUUUAUGCGAUUUUUAUAUAC